This is a messenger RNA of Malus domestica (apple), 934 nucleotides long. RefSeq names its product protein DETOXIFICATION 27-like. Gene Ontology annotation, molecular function: antiporter activity; xenobiotic transmembrane transporter activity. Gene Ontology annotation, cellular component: membrane. The record is from RefSeq and is a predicted model, not a curated record. NCBI's taxonomy places the organism in Eukaryota, Viridiplantae, Streptophyta, Magnoliopsida, Rosales, Rosaceae. Gene Ontology annotation, biological process: xenobiotic detoxification by transmembrane export across the plasma membrane.
UUGAAUACAAUAAAUCACAGGAGAAGGGACUAAAAAUAAGGAGAUUAGUGCAGAACGAGAAAAUAAGAGUGUAAAAUCACUAUCCUUUUGUUGACGUGUCAUCUUGUGAAUUGCAUAAAUGAAGGAUUAGCUCCUCACUCAUGAGGAUCUAACCCAUGAACAAAAUCGUAAUUGUAAACACUAUAUAUUUUUUGUUUUGGCAAUCUAUUAGUUGGGGAUGGCAAGCGCGCUAGCCACUCUAUGUGGGCAGACUUUUGGUGCCAAAAGGUACCACAUGCUGGGCAUAUACAUGCAAAGGUCUUGGAUUGUGCUGUUUUCGUGCUGCAUUCUUCUGUUGCCUGUGUACCUAUACGCGUCUCCGAUUCUGAAACUAAUCGGACAGUCUGAUGAGGUGGCGGAGCAGUCUGGGGCGCUGGCUUUGUGGCUCAUACCCUUGCACUUCAGCUAUGCAUUUCAGUUCCCAUUGCAGAGGUUCUUGCAGUGCCAGCUCAAAAACUUUGUGACCUUGUGGGUUUCGUUGGCAGUUUUGGUGCUUCAUUCAGUGACAACUUGGAUUUUGGUGAGUGUGUUGGAUUUUGGGGUUGUGGGUGCUGCCAUUGCUCUUGAUAUCUCAUGCUGGGCUUGCGGUUUGGGGCUGUUUUGGUAUGUUGUGUCUGGUGGUUGUCCAUUGAGUUGGGUUGGUUUCUCAAUACAAGCAUUUUCUGGGAUUUGGGAAUUUGCCAAAUAUUCUGCUGCUUCUGGGGUCCUGCUGUGCUUGGAAUUCUGGAGCUAUAGAAUCCUAAUACUGAUGACUGGGUUCUUAGAGGAAGCAACUCUUGCUGUGGAUGCCUUGUCAAUAUGCACGACUAUAAAUGUAUGGGACCUCAUGAUUCAUUUGGCUUUCUUGGUUGGCACGGCGUACUUACCAUAUUUAUCAUCUCUUUCAGUCAUGUAA